AUGCAACGACAACAUUUUGUACCAGGAAAAGUUGAAACACUUUCUUUACAAGAACCUGAUAUUGGAGAUUUAGAAGUUGUUGAAAUUGAACAUAAUGGUUUUGUCAUGAAUGUGAUUUCAUAUGAAGUCACAUUUUAUACAUGUGAUGUCUCACAUGCUAGUACAGAUGCAAAUGUAUCACUUAUUCUUUAUGGUACUCUUGAUAAUAUUGGUAUUCGAAAAUUAAAACGAAAAGGUAAAUUAACUAGAUUACAUAUCGAACAUGAUAAUUCUAUGAUAUUUUUUGAUUGGUUUCUCGAUAAGGUUGAAGUUAUUAAUAUGGAUACAAAUGAAACUAUUGGUUUUCUAUGUAAUCGAUGGCUUGGAUUUUCAUUCAAUCAACCAAAGUUUUGUGCAACAGCUAUUUGGAAUUCCAAUGGAAUUACUUUUGCUAAUCGAUCGAUUGUUGGUGAAAAUCCUUUCGCCAUUUUUGUGAGCACAAGCAAUACAAUCUACGUCGCUAAUAAAGAAAAUAACACAAUUGUAAUGUGGGAAGAAGAGAGUGUUAAUCCGACAAAGGUCAUUACCGGUAAUUUUACAGUCUCUGAAUCUCUCUCCGUGACAUCAAAUGGUGAUAUUUAUAUUGAUGAUGGAUUUAAGAAUGGUCGAGUACAGAAAUGGAUAGCACAAACAAAUACCUUUGUAACAGUAAUGAAUGUCAACUCAUCAUGUUAUGGUUUGUUUGUUGAUAUCCAUGAUACUCUUUAUUGUUCAAUGACUCAGCAUCAUCAAGUACUGAAAAGAUCAUUAAAUGAUUCUGUGAUGACUUCAAAUCGUGUUGCUGCUGGAACAGGUAUUUACGGAUCAGCCUCCAGCCAACUCUAUAGUCCUCAUGGAAUCUUUGUUGAUGUGAACUUCGAUUUAUAUGUAGCAGAUUGUUACAAUGAUCGUGUUCAGUUAUUCCAGUCUGGAGAGUCAAACGGUAUCACAGUAGCUGGAAGUACAUCACUAAAUCCAACAAUUACACUUCGCUGUCCAAGCGGAAUUAUAUUAGAUGUUGAGAAGUACUUAUUCAUUGUGGAUUCUGGCAAUGAUCGUAUUGUUGGUUCAAGCUUGAAUGGUUUUCGAUGUUUAGUUGGAUGUGAUGAAAGUGGUUCGCAAUCCAACCAAUUGUAUAAUCCAUUUAGCUUUAGUUUCGAUCGUUCUGGAAACAUAUUUGUUACUGAUUCAUAUAAUCAUCGAAUUCAAAAAUUUCAAUAUUUCGAAGAAUCAUGUAAUAAGUUUAAAAUGCUUGAAUAG
Molecule: messenger RNA, 1278 nt
Organism: Adineta steineri
Lineage: Eukaryota; Metazoa; Rotifera; Eurotatoria; Adinetida; Adinetidae
Source: the annotation of a GenBank genome assembly